Molecule: messenger RNA, 2283 nt
Organism: Leptidea sinapis
Lineage: Eukaryota; Metazoa; Arthropoda; Insecta; Lepidoptera; Pieridae
Gene: lobo
Product: dynein regulatory complex subunit 7
Exons: 14
Coding region: 133-2235 (700 amino acids)
Biological process (GO): flagellated sperm motility
Cellular component (GO): motile cilium
Source: RefSeq, a predicted model, not a curated record
GGCACGUAAUUUACGCGUGAGCGGUCGCCGGUGCUGGUGAUUACGGCUACUGGCUCGCCCUGAUAAUCCCGAACGUUUGCAAUGGCUCUGACCUGAAGUACUUGGAGAGCGCGGCACCGACCUGAACGGCUAAUGUCUCCAUACACGGCCAUCAUAAGGCGGAGUGGUAAUCCGUUCGAGCUCGCCCAUGUCCUCGUCUCCUGGUUGGCGGGCGCCGGCUACGAGGCCUACGUCGUAGUAGGUUGUGCUAAGCGAGACAUCUGCUACGCCGUACGCUACCGCACCGAAUGCCCUGAAAUACCAGAUGAAACUCCGGUUGAGGUAGAACCGGAACCGGAGGAGGAACCGAAGUAUCGUCUGGUUCCUCUACCAGACUUGACUUCAAAGUACUGCAAGGAGAUGGAUGAAAAAGAGGCUAAGAGGAAAAAAGAUGCCUUGGACAAGAUUGAGAUGGAACGACUGAGAAAAAUUGCGGAGCUGGAAGCACCAGGUCCUGACGCAAUAGAUGGGUGGAGAACGCAUGCCUGGGUCAUGGUAUCCCCAGGCUUUAAAGAUAUUGUUGAGCCUUUUUUCAUUGAACCCAGCGAGGGUAACGCCCAUCCCAUCACCGCAACCCAGUACCAAUAUAUUGAGAGUGUUUACAAUCACGAAAACUACUAUGCAAAUAUCCAAAGCUGCGAAGGUGGUUUAGGAUCUCUCAACUACGAUCUGAGUGACCUGAAGUGCUGGGAGCAUCUUCUAGCAGGAGAACCAGAACACCGGCGCGUAGUGACCGGCAUUGACACCUCUGAUAAAAAGACCGUUGUGGACACGGAGAAACAUUUAAGCGUCCCUCCUAGUUGGGUGGAGAAACUGGAUAUUUCAGCUGAUGAAUUUGAACAACGCUAUCCCGGAAACCGGAGAGUAAUAAAUUACAAGAAGGUAUUACUGGAGAAAUACUCACCUUACUUCGAGAGGGACGGUGCUGUAAAGAGAGUAAAGAUAUUCGAUGACUAUGCUCUAACAAAACCGCUGAUAACCUACGAAUAUUAUAAAAACAGAAUGGAUAAGAUGGAGACGGUGAAGAUAGAUCAUGUCAAAAGGGAAGUAGUUGAAGUAUUUGGUAUUGGCAGGUCGGAUCAUCUGCUUAAACACGUCUACUCACUUGAAGCACCAGCGACUUCAGUGGAAGGAGACAGGACCAUGGAGUUCAACUAUUACGCCAGACUUGAUCAUUUGGCCAAGCUUGUGUGCACACCGAGCUCCUUUGAAGAAUAUUACACGAACAGAACGGACAGAUUGGAAUCAAGAUUCGCUUGCUACACAGCGCCUUCGAAAGCAGAACCCAAACGCCAACUGAAGGAUAUUAUUGAAACCUAUUCCCGGAAUGAUAGCGUUCCAGCCAAGGAUGAUGUAUGGAAAAGGAUAUUCCAUAUUCAAGAUGGAACGAUCGAGCUGCUGUACCAUUACGCUUAUAACUUUGUUACAAAUAAUAAAAGGAGCUACAUAAAGCCUAAUUUAGCUGAAACUGGUGGGAAGAUUCUGUUUUAUCCAGAUAAAACAUCUGGUUACGUCACAGAUCCAUGCGCCACACAGCCUCGACCGUUAGACGUGUACUACACUCUCUGCGAUAACAUGGGCUGGGAGUAUAACACGUGCAAGGCGAUCCGUGACAGAGAGACGGAUAUCAAUGGGUAUUUGAAACAGAGACAUAGGGAGCUCACCGAACCGAAGUUGGUGAUAGCACUGUUUGAUACAGAGAGGAACGAAGCCGCAAAGAGGGGAUGGAAGGAACAGGAGACCCAGAAGGCGGAGGUGUCUGAGCGUGAAAAGGAAGCAGAAAUAGAUCCGCUGGCUCCAUAUCUUGCCAGAAUGUUCGGCUCCGGACAUGGCACUGGUGCCUUACUCACGAUUAAGGAGGCCACCAUCAUCAGGGAUCAAUGCAUCAAUGACUUCAGAGCGAGGCAGCUGGCGAGGCAGAUACUGGUGCAGGAGAGAUUUGACAAGCUAAAUUCUGAGUACAAAGCCAAGAGAUUGUGGUAUUUGGCGAACCAAUUCAUCCUGACUCCAGAAAAGGAAAGCGCCUACUUCGCUAUGAGCGCUGAGCUGGCUUUUAAGGUCCACACGCUGGAAGUCCGGCUGACGAGACACCAGGAUCUGUCAGGGCCAAGGUACAAGACUUUGGAAGACUACCUCGCGAAGCAUCCGCUAUUCAAGGAGUACAACCGGAUGAGACAUUAUUAUAGAGUUAAAUAGUUUUUAUGAUUAUUUUUGCUAUUGUUUUUGGAAUUUAUUAAUAAAAUA